CUCAGAAGAUGAGGUGGAUGUCCUCUUACACGGCACUCCCGACCAGAAGCGGAAGCUGAUACGGGAGUGCCUGACUGGCGAGAGCGAGUCUUCCAGUGACGAUGAAUUCCAAAAGGAGAUGGAAGCGGAACUGAACACCACCAUGAGGACUAUGGAAGGCCAAUGGAAAUCACCAGAAAUGGGUACUUCCUCAAGUACUGGGCAGACUGGACCUGCCACCGCUUCGAAAUACUAUGAUGACAUUUACUUUGAUUCUGACUCAGAGGAUGAAGAUAAGAUAGUUACACAGGACGUCCGGAAAAACAGAAAGCAUCAGCAACGUCAGAUUCUUUCCAAUGAUGAACUGCUAUAUGACCCAGAAGAAGACAGUCGAGACCAAGAGUGGGUAGACUCACAGAGGAGGGGGUACCGUAAUCAAAGAAGAGUGCCGCUGCAGCACCAGACAAAACCUUCAGCUGUUCCAAAUAGUGAUGCUGUUUUGAAUUGCCCUGCUUGCAUGACAACAUUAUGCCUGGACUGUCAGAGACAUGAAUCUUACAAAACACAAUAUAGAGCAAUGUUUGUGAUGAACUGCAUUGUUAACAAAGAGGAAAUUCUGAAAUACAGAAAGAAGCUAAAGAAAAGAAGUAAGAAAAUGAAGUACAGCAAAGAAAGUACCUCUGUACAAUCAAAUCAAGAAGAGGAGGAAGUGUAUCAUCCAGUAUUAUGUACUGAAUGCUCAACUGAAGUGGCAGUAAUGGAUAAAGAUGAAGUUUUUCACUUCUUCAAUGUUCUAGCCAGCCACAGCUAAUGUGCAGAAGCAGGGGGAAAAAAAUCCUGCACUGUUUAAGACUGUGUGAAGUAUCAGAAAUGCAGGCAUGGUAGCCUUUUUUAAGUAUGGUCUUUUAAAUGCACAUUUGCAUCAGAGAACUUUAUAACAGUUGGAUUUUUGCAAAGUUUUUGAAAGGAAUACAGUGCAUUUGAGAGCAGUAUUCUUUCACACUGUCAGGUGGUUGCACCAUUGAGGAUUUAAAAUUUUGUAAAUAUAAUGUAAGAUCUGUGUAUUAUGAUCAUUCCCUGUAUAUAUACUGUCCAUUAUCUCAAUAUGUAUUAGAACUGCUGCUUAGAAUAAAUACAGUGUAGUAACUG
Molecule: messenger RNA, 1128 nt
Organism: Pelecanus crispus (Dalmatian pelican)
Lineage: Eukaryota; Metazoa; Chordata; Aves; Pelecaniformes; Pelecanidae
Source: RefSeq, a predicted model, not a curated record